Messenger RNA from Labrus bergylta (ballan wrasse), 2726 nucleotides. Its product is annotated as regulator of microtubule dynamics protein 2. Gene Ontology annotation, molecular function: microtubule binding. Lineage: Eukaryota; Metazoa; Chordata; Actinopteri; Labriformes; Labridae. The record is from RefSeq and is a predicted model, not a curated record. Gene Ontology annotation, cellular component: spindle microtubule; mitotic spindle pole; mitochondrion.
GUGAUAAUAAACGUGUUGCACAGUCUGUCCUGACGCUCUGCAGGGACACACUGAGACGAGAGGAUCACAGAGGUGUGUGUUUGUGUGAAGCGAAGCCCGGAACCUUUGAUUCCGGCCUCUCUGAGUCUACACGGACUGUUUAGACGGGCACACGGGCGAACUGUCAAGGCUACUGCCGUGCCUGAGCCUCCUUCCCUGUCCAGUAAGGCCUGCAGGAUGGCCCAGGCAGACAGCAAGGUGCUGGUUCUGGGAGCUCUGGCUGGAGUGGCUGGUGUCAGUCUGGCUGUGGUGUGCUACAGGGGCUUUAGUUCAAAACGAAGAAGCUCCUGGCCGGGAUUCUACCUCAGCAGCAAAAAUGAACAAGGAACUGGCCUCAUGGUGGUGGAUGGCCCAGGUAUGCCCAGGGGUCAGGUUGAGGUGCUGGAGCGCCUCGAGGCCCUGAUCCAGUGUGUGUCCGAACUGAAAGAGGAGAUGAAGUCAUUGAAGAACGCUCUACCGACCCUGCCGGACCAAGUCAGGGAGGAGUUGAGGGGGCGAGAUCAAGGGAGGCGAGCUAGCCCCCUCCAAAGGACCACGCCGACACGAAGGAAAAGGGCUGCAGGCAGCAUCACCGCGGCCAGAGCAGGGGGGCGGAGCUCAGAGGAGGCAGAGAGUGAGGGAGGGUACAUAACAGCACUGACCGAUUCUGAAGAAGAUGAAGAGCUGAGUGAUGCACAGCAGAGUGAGGAGGAACAACCUGCAGACCCGCUCUCUGUCCUGCUGGAGAGGAUCGACUGUUGGCACAAGGGCACUGACUCUGAAAAAAGAGAAAGUCUCAACAUGCUUCUGGAGCACAGAGAGGAGUUUGGACAGAGCUCUAUGUUUCUGUGGCGGCUAACCCGAGCUUACUGCGACGUUCACGACAUCAGCGCCACUCUGGAGGAGAAGAAGAGUCAUGCAGAAACUGGGAAGAAAAUUGGCGAGGAGGCGGUGGGCCUGAACCCCACAUGUGCUGACAGUCAUCAGUGGUAUGCCAUCAUGUGUGGGAUCAUGGCCGAAUACGACACAGUGCAGAACAAGAUCAAGAACGGCUACAUCUUUAAGGAUCAUCUGGAUAAAGCAAUCGAGCUGAAGCCACAGGACCCCCUGUCCUACUACCUGCUGGGCCGCUGGUGCUACGCCGUGGCUCAGUUAUCAUGGAUUGAGAGGAAAGUGGCUGCAACAUUAUUUGGAGAGCCCCCAAGUGCUACCAUUGAAGAUGCCCUGAAGAACUUUCUAAAGGUCGAGGAGAUCCAUCCGGGAUAUUCCAAAUUAAACUUUGUGUUUCUUGCAAAGUGCUACAAAGACCUCGGGCAGAGGGAGAGAGCGAGGAAGAUGUGUGAAGCUGCAAGUUCAAUGAAAGCUGAGUCCAAAGAGAAUGAAGAGGCACAAAAGGAGCUGGAUGUCCUCUGCCCGGCUUUGGGAGUGUGACCUCAGCAGCAGGCGACGUAUUUUCCAUAUGCUGCUGAUAGCAUGAAUGUGUGUGAGCAUUUGUUUGUAGUGUUUAUUCAGAAGCCAUCAUGAUGAUUCACUCUGUGAGUGGAGGGUGCUGUGAGUGUUGAUGUUACCACAUUCAGACCCGUCCUCUGUGGUUUUAAAUCAGAACUUGUUUUCUUUUUUUUCUGUUUUUCUUUUUGAUAUUUUAAAAACAAACCUUUCUUGUCUGGUUGUAUAAAAUCGGAUAGCUAAUAGGUUUUCCCUCUCUAAUCUAAUCAAGUAAGUGAAACUGGAAUAAUCAUAGGUUAUAGUAAACAACUUCUGAUCGUAGCUUCUAUAUCUAGCAGGUUUGUAUAUUCUCAGUGGCUGUGUGCAGCAGCAGCAGCGUGUAGCAGACAGCCUCUCAGGUGGCUGUGCUGACACUAAAGUGUGUCUCCAGGAUACCGUGAAAACAAAAACGUGACACUCUUAAGGUGACCCACAGGACUCUCUGUUCUUCCUCUUCCGUCCUGUUUCCUUUUUUCUUUUUUUUGUUACGUCUCCAGAGAAACAUUUAAGAGGCAAUAACAAAAAAUAUCAUCAGACAAUGGUGCACCCAAACACGGAUGUAAGAAUGCCCUGACCUCAGAGCGACCUCUUCACCUUGCCUUCAGUCAGAACAACGUCAGCGCUCCCUGACUACAUUUACAAAAGCUAGAAUACUUCAGGACAGCCUGACCCGAGAUGGUCUUUGACACAUGUCCUUCGCAGCGGGAGAUUUUCCCUCUCAGUUGACAUGAUUUAAAAAAGAUCUUCAUCAAUCAAAGAUGGUGGACGAAGCGACAGCCUGACCCUUUAAUGACAGUUUUGCCAGUUUAAAUCACUGCUGCGUGUCAACGGUAAAAUGGAGCAGAACAGACAUGGCAGCUUCCUUCUGUGCAUGACGAUCGCACCGGUCGUGUGUCGUUUGCAGGAUACACUCACUUUACUUUUACUCGAGGGCUGGCAGGAAACAGUCGGCGUGGAGUCGUAAUUGCAGUGCUGAUACUGAAGUGUAUCCACGGGAUGCCAGGUUUUAUGUUCGAAAACGGCAAUACAUUUUUAGAGAUUUAUAUCGAGCUCUGACUCUCACAAUUUUGCGUCUUUAAUUGUUUUUUUAUCUGUGAAAUUUAAAGUCAGUUUUAUUAAGAGGUGUAUUACUACAAACAUUACAUGUAUCAUGAGGACUUUUUCCAGGGUCACACCAAUCAAACUGUUAAAGAUACCUUUAAAAACUGUAAUGUGCAAAGAAA